Molecule: messenger RNA, 1473 nt
Organism: Nerophis lumbriciformis (worm pipefish)
Lineage: Eukaryota; Metazoa; Chordata; Actinopteri; Syngnathiformes; Syngnathidae
Source: RefSeq, a predicted model, not a curated record
AUGGCACCUGCAAGGACUUGGCUCCCUUGGGCCUGCUGCCAGGACAAAACAACUUCUGGUCCAGAUGAGGAGAGGGAAAAAUACUGGGCCGAUCUCUUUGAUCAGCUGGAUCUCAACAAAGAUGGCUACGUCGACAUGAAUGAACUACGUAAAGGGCUGGCAGGGCGAGGGCUGUCCCGGGCUUCACUGGAGAGGAUUGUUGAAGCGGGGGACACCAAUGAAGAUGGAGUGCUUGACUUUGAAGAGUUUACUCAUUACCUGCGUACCCAUGAAAAACAGCUCAAAGUCAUGUUUCGCAACCUGGACAAGAACAAUGAUGGUGAGAUAGAUGCAUCAGAAAUCCAACAGGCUCUACAUGCUGUUGGCUUAAACAUCAGUCUCAGGGCUGCGACCAGGAUUUUAAAAAGUAUAGACAAGGACGGGACCAUGACCAUUGACUGGGAUGAGUGGCGAGACUAUUUUCUGUUCAACCCUCUCACAAACAUGGAGGAAGUGGCGCGCUACUGGAAACGUUCAAUGAUGUUGGAUUUAGGUGAGCAGCUAACAGUUCCAGAUGAGUUUUCAGAAGAGGAGAAAAAGUCUGGCUAUGUGUGGCGACAGCUGAUCGCAGGAGCCUUGGCUGGAUGUGUAUCGCGGACUGGGACUGCCCCAUUAGAUCGUCUCAAAGUCUUUCGGCAGGUUCACGGUUCGUCUCUUUUUAGUGGAAAUGUGCUGGGUGGUUUUCAGUACAUGAUAAAAGAAGGAGGCGUGCAGUCCUUUUGGAGGGGCAAUGGAAUCAAUGUUCUUAAAAUUGCCCCAGAGACUGCAAUCAAAUUCACAGCUUAUGAAAAGAUCAAGCAUAUAAUGUAUGGCAGAAAAGAUACAAAAAAUCUGAGGGUUCAUGAGAGAUUUCUUGCCGGCUUGUUGGCUGGCGCGACUUCUCAGACAGCCAUCUACCCACUAGAGGUGCUGAAGACGCGACUUGCGCUGAGAAAAACAGGGCAAUUCUCCGGAAUAACUGACUGUGCCAAGCAGAUUCUACAGAAGGAAGGACUUUCAGCUUUUUACAAGGGUUAUGUGCCUAAUUUGCUGAGUAUUGUACCUUACGCAGGCAUUGAUCUGGCAGUCUAUGAGACACUGAAGUUUGUGUGGCUAAAUAGGAACAGAGGCGUGGCGGACCCAGGGGUUAUGGUCCUGGUUGGCUGUGGUGCAGUCGCCAGCACCUGUGGACAGCUGGCAAGUUACCCUCUUGCACUGAUCCGCACCAGAAUGCAAGCUCAAGCCUUGAUGAAAGGAUCCAAUAAGCAAUCCAUGUCCACCUUGAUUUACGCCAUUGUAUCCAAAGAGGGUGUGACGGGCCUGUAUCGAGGAAUUUCCCCUAAUUUGCUAAAAGUCAUCCCUGCUGUCAGCGUGUCCUACGUUGCAUAUGAGUACACAAGGAUAGCCCUGGGAGUGGAUGUGGAGGGUAGGCGGGGAGGGAAAGGGAAAGUUUAA